Hordeum vulgare subsp. vulgare (domesticated barley) is the source of this 3007-nucleotide messenger RNA. RefSeq names its product homeobox-leucine zipper protein ROC4-like. Lineage: Eukaryota; Viridiplantae; Streptophyta; Magnoliopsida; Poales; Poaceae. The transcript is spliced from 9 exons. Gene Ontology annotation, molecular function: lipid binding; DNA binding. The record is from RefSeq and is a predicted model, not a curated record. Bases 182 to 2524 code for a protein of 780 amino acids.
CGGGGGAAGGCGUGAGGGAGUGGUUGAACUGAAAACCGGUUGACGCUCGACGCAGCAGCAGCGUGGCGCCCGAGAAGCACGCGGUUCACUGCGCUGCCGCAGGCUUUUUCUCCCCCCGGCUGGCUGGCUGGCUUCUUGGCUCGACCGCGCUCGCUCGCUUCCCCUCCCAUCCCAUUCCCACAUGCCCACGGAAAAGGGAAUGGCCGCCUUCUGGGGUUUCUUACAGGACGACGGCGGCGGACCUGCGCCCGACAUGAACGAGUUCCCCUACUACUCCGCCGCCGACCUCGCGUCCUGGCCGCCUUCCUCCCUCGCGCCGGCCGGCGCCGUCGUGAAGGCGGAGAGCGGGAGCCCGUCGAUGAUCGACCACCUCCACGCCGUCUCCGGAGCCGAUUUCGGCGGCGGCGGCGGCGAGGACGACGAGGUCGCGCCGGAGCUCGGCCAGCAGCGCCUCGAGCGCAAGAGGCCCCCCCACGGCCGCCACACGCCGCAGCAGAUCCAGGAGCUCCAGGCGUUGUUCAAUCAAUGCCCCCACCCCGACGAGAAGCAGCGGGCGGCGGUGGGCAAGAGGGUCUGCCUCCGGCCGAGCCAGGUCAAGUUCUGGUUCCAGAACCGCCGCACGCAGAUCAAGAGGGAAUCGCUGCAGCACGAGAACAAGCAGUUGAGGGAGGAGAACGGCAAGCUGCGCGCCGAGAACUUGUCCCUCCGGGAGGCGAUGACGCGUCCGGUGUGCGGCUGCUGUGGUGGCCCGGUCCCGGCGAUGCUUGAGGACUCGCCGUCCCUGGAGGAGGAGCGCCUGCGCGUCCAGAACGCCACGCUCAGGAUCGAGCUCAGCCGAUCCUGCGCCCUCGCUUCCGCGUUCCUCGGCAGGUCCGUUUCUUCCGUGGCGGCGCCACCCACGCCAGGCUCGCCAGUGGACCGUAUUGGCUCAGUGCCGGCGACCACCGUGGCCCACUCGACGGUCACCGAGUUCACGGGCAGUCCCUCCAGCCAAACAGUGGAAAUGGCGGUCACGACCAUGGCGAAGGCUGGCAUCGACGAGUCCGUUUUCCUGGAGCUUGCGACGAGUGCAAUGGAUGAGCUCGUCAAGAUGGCGCAGAUGGAUGAGCCGUUGUGGAUUCCAAAUGCCCUCUUGCCCGGUUCCCUUGUCAAGGCGACGCUCAACCAUGAAGAGUACUUGAAGACCUUCUCGCCGUCCAUAGGGGUGAAGCCUCCGGGGUUUGUAUCAGAGGCCUCUAGGGAAUCCGGCAUUGUAGCCAGUGACGGCAGCUUCGAGCUUGUGGAGACUCUGUUGGAUGAGAGACAGUGGUCCAGUUUCUUCUCGUGCAUAAUCGCCGAAUCAUCGACAAUCGAGGAGAUCUCUACUGGAGCUGCAGGAAGUAGAGAUGGUGCAUUGCUGCUUAUGCAGGCAAAGCUGCAGGUUCUUUCACCUCUUGUCCCUAUCAGGGAGGUCACCUUUCUCAGGUUCUGCAAACAGUUGGGUGAGUGUUUAUGGGCUGUAGUGGAUGUUUCCAUUGAUGGGUUGGUGAUGGAGCAAGGCCUUGCCGUGGCAUCCACCGCUGCAAAUAUGAAGUGCCGGAGGCUGCCUUCUGGCUGUGUGGUGCAAGAAAUCCCCAAUGGCUUCUGCAAGGUUACAUGGGUUGAACAUACAGUAUAUGACGAAUCCUCCAUUCACCAGCUCUACCGGCCUCUCCUUCGUUCUGGCCUUGCCCUUGGCGCAGGGCGUUGGCUUUCUACGCUACAGCGUCAGUAUGAGUGCUUGGACGUUCUCAUGCCGAAGCAAGACGCAUCAGAUGCCAUGUUGGAAGGAUCACGGAGCUUGCUGAGGUUAGCAGAGAGGAUGAUGGAGAACUUCUGUGCGGGGGUGGGCGCAUCUUCUGCUGAAUGGAGCAAACUGGAUGACUUCACGGGGAGCAUUGGGGAGGAUGUGCGUAUCAUGGCACGUAGGAGUGUGGAUGAACCAGGGGUGCCACCUGGUGGUGUGGUGGUGUGUGCUGCCACAUCGGUGUGGAUGCUUGUAACACCCAAACGGCUUUUCAACUUCCUGUGCAAUGAGGGAACGCGUGCUGAAUGGGACAUCCUAAGCAGGGGUGGCUCUAUGCAGGAGGUGACAAAAAUCUACAAGGGGCAACUGAAUGGCAACGCUGUAUCUCUACUUAAGGGCACUGCCCCAAACACCCACCAGGACAGCAGCAUUCUGGUCCUACAGGAGACCUGCAUGGAUGCAUCCGGCUCGAUGGUGGUGUACACCCCUGUGGACAUCCCGGCAAUGCGCCGUGUCAUGGGCGGAGAAGGUGACCCGGCGUCGAUCAUGCUCCUGCCAUCCGGUUUCGUCAUUCUGCCUAGCGUGCCUGGCGACGACGGUGGGCACAAGGCAUGCGGCUCCCUGCUCACCGUGGCGUUCCAGAUACUCGGGAGCAGGCAGCCCACUGGGAAGCUCACCGUGGAGUCGGUGCAGACCGUGGGCAGCCUCAUCUCCUGCACCAUCAACAGGAUCAAGACGGCGCUGCGCUGCGACGCCUGAGCUUCGGGAGAUGGGGGGACUUUUUGGCGUUGGAGGGAGCGGCCGGCGAUGGGUCUCGAGUCGAGAACGAACCGCGAAAAUAGGAGCGUGGCCUUUGCUAGGUGGUAAGGACCGGGCUGGGCAGGUCCUUAGCACAGAGCAAUGGUGGUGGUUCGGGUAUUGACUCGCAGUUCUCUCCCAUGACAUUCGCAUUUUGGACAGACAGUAAGAGCUUAACCACAGAGCAAUGGUGGACUGGUAGGUAGUGUUGGUAGCUAUGAGGUUCCAUGUUUUGGGGAUGGCAAGAUGUGAUGCUUUCUGCAGGAACUCGCUCAGAAUGGUCAUGUCCCGCCGUUGGUCAUAUGUUCGGUCUCCUUUUGAGCAAGUCUUUAGGUUCCGGGGGUGUCAUCUGGCAAGCAAUCAGUCAUCUACUAGUCUACUAGAAAGAAUCAACUUUGCUAUGUUAACUUGCAAGAUUAUCAGAUCAAUCUGCAGUUUACUUUA